Messenger RNA from Paramuricea clavata, 789 nucleotides. The record is from the annotation of a GenBank genome assembly. Lineage: Eukaryota; Metazoa; Cnidaria; Anthozoa; Malacalcyonacea; Plexauridae.
AUGUGUGGGUCGUUCCUUCAUCCUUUGACGUGCGGCUUUGCGCGAGGAGUUGCUUGGCAAGUGUCAACGCAAGUAGACGCAGAUGAAAAUCUAAAGUGCGAAGAGAACGAGACACGAAAGAAUUAUCUUGUGCGCUUGCUGCGAGAGAGAUAUGAUCGCUUUACUGUCAUAUUCCAAUGUUACAAGGAGAAUUUUACCGUUGACUUCAAGCGCUUUCAGUCAAUUUUUCCACCACUUCGCGAGAAAUUUAGUCGAUGGAAUCAUAGAAAGAUCGCAGAGCGCAAUCAAUACACGGCGAUGUUCAACAUCGAAACUUGGAAUAAACUUUCUCCGGCGAUGCAAAUUAAACAUACAUUCCAAAAUUGUAAGCAAUGUCAGCUGAAAUACAGUCACAUACAAGUUUUAUUUCCUACCAAAUGCAAGAGGUUCACCGGUUUAAUGAAGGAGAACAAUCCCAAAGUCGCGAACAAAGCCAUUAAAGUCCAACUGCCAAGUCAACCAGGGAGUACCACUCUCCGUGAAGCAGGUGAGACUGCAAAGUCUUUAUACGACCUGGUGAACCCCAUGUUUGAAAAGAUCACUGGACAUUCUCUUGUUAAAGCAUUGACCAAAGUAAAAGAUCUCAAUAUUGAGGAGAAGAAGUCUAAAGCUGAAAAAAAACGAACAGUAAGAAAUAAUUAUAGAAAAUUCAAGGAAGCAGUAGAAACAGAAUGGGAAAAUAUAUCUUUUAUCAGGUAUCUAAAAAUAAUCAAAUGGGUAGCUGGGGUGACUGAUGCAUAUAUACAGUAG